Miscanthus lutarioriparius is the source of this 336-nucleotide messenger RNA. Lineage: Eukaryota; Viridiplantae; Streptophyta; Magnoliopsida; Poales; Poaceae. The record is from the annotation of a GenBank genome assembly.
AUGAACCCGCCGUUCGCCACACAGCUCAAGGCGAACUGCACGUCGCCAACCGGCGCCGACAACACGGUGGCGCAGGACUACAAGACCCCUAACCAGCUGGACAACCAGUACUACUGGAACGUCAUCAACCACAAGGUGCUCUUCGCGUCGGACGCCGCACUCCUCAAGUCAGGCGACACGGCAGGGCUGGUGUAUGCAGCCGCCUUGUUUCAGCAGGAGUGGGAGGACAGGUUUGGAAAAGCCAUGGUGAAGAUGGGUGGCGUCGAGGUGAAGACCGCCGCCAUUGGAGAGAUCAGAAAGAAGUGCGGCUACGUUAACAAGCCCUACUCCGGUUGA